AUGCCUUCCCGCAGGGCUCCAGGUCCUUCACCUGCCCCGACGAGCCCCUCCGAGCUGUCCCAGGCGAGAGACUCCUGGUCCAGCUCGCCGGACUGGGACGAUCAGCGCGACUGCGGCCGCUGGAGCGAGGAGGACGAGUCGGUCUCGAUGGAGAACGUGCCCGAAGUGAUUCCGGGCAAGUAUCUCCGGGGCACGGUCAUAGGCCAGGGGGGCUGGUCGACUGUCAUCAAGGUGAAGAGGGUGGAGGAUGGGAGGCUGUUUGCGGGCAAGAAGUCGCAGACGCCCGAGCAGCUGUACAAGGAGUCGAAGAGGCUUCGGAAGUGGGAUCACCCGAACAUUGUAAAGCUUGUGGAACUCUACAAGCAGGACUCGGAUGAGGACAACAAUCUUCUCAUCAUGGAGCUUUGCGCAAGGGGAACCCUGCAGAUGCGUAUCGAGUGGUACUACGAGCCCAUGAGCAUGUUGGACAUCGUGUCCACUACCAUCCAAGUUGCCGAUGCUCUUGUCUACAUGCACGGCAAAGGCUUUUUUCAUGCAGACAUGAAGCCGAGGAACAUCUUCGUCCGUCGAUUCGACCCAAUGGAUGUCGCCCUUGGAGACUGCAGUGACUGCAAGGUCCACGGCAACGGCAAGAGUGAUGAUAUCUGGGCUCUGGGGGUUACUCUGCUCGCGAUGAUGCUUCAGAAGCCGCAGAAGGACAAGGGGGAUGCGGGAAAGUUCCAGUACCCUUCACGAUGUGCCAACUAUACACAGGAGCUGAUGAGGCUCAAUCCCGGCAACGCACUUGUCGACCUCGUCAGCAAGAUGCUCGUCAAGAAAACCAGAGAGCGGCCAACGGCCGAGAGGUGCCUUGAGAUGGCGACCAAGAUUAUGGAGGGGUCAAAUGACAACGAGAAGCUGGCCGGUAGCAUGGAUGGGCUGGGGCUCACUUCCCCAGAAAAGCACCGCCCUGCCGAGGCGCCUCCUGUCUACCAUUGGUGA
This is a messenger RNA of Trichoderma citrinoviride, 981 nucleotides long. RefSeq names its product kinase-like protein. The record is from RefSeq and is a predicted model, not a curated record. Gene Ontology annotation, molecular function: ATP binding; protein serine/threonine kinase activity. Gene Ontology annotation, cellular component: cytoplasm. Bases 1 to 981 code for a protein of 326 amino acids. The transcript is spliced from 3 exons. Gene Ontology annotation, biological process: protein phosphorylation. NCBI's taxonomy places the organism in Eukaryota, Fungi, Ascomycota, Sordariomycetes, Hypocreales, Hypocreaceae.